This is a messenger RNA of Aspergillus terreus NIH2624, 810 nucleotides long. RefSeq names its product carbonic anhydrase family protein. Bases 1 to 810 code for a protein of 269 amino acids. Lineage: Eukaryota; Fungi; Ascomycota; Eurotiomycetes; Eurotiales; Aspergillaceae. Gene Ontology annotation, molecular function: carbonate dehydratase activity; zinc ion binding. The record is from RefSeq and is a predicted model, not a curated record. The transcript is spliced from 2 exons.
AUGAAGCUCACUGCUGCCGUUCUCUCCCUGGCUGUGGCCGCCUCGGCCUCUUGCAUCCGCCAUGCCCGUCGGGCUGACGGCGUCGUUGAGACCAACUCCUAUAACUACACCGAGAUGGGCGGUCCGCUGAACUGGUACGGCCUGGACCCCGAGGCCAACUCUGCCUGCGCCACGGGCAAGCACCAGUCCCCCAUCGUCAUCCACUCCGAGGACAUCGACUAUGUCUCCCCGGGAUCCCUGAAGUUCGACAUCCCCAAGGCCGACUACGCCAAGUUUGAGAACCUUGGGUCCGGCCUCGAGGUCGUUCUGACCAACGGAUCUCUCACUGUGGGCAACAAGAGCCUUCCCCUGGCCCAGUUCCACUUCCAUACCCCCAGCGAGCACCGCGUCAACGACGAGUACUAUCCCAUGGAGGUUCACUUUGUGUUCCAAAACAAGGCCAAAGACACCGCCGUCGUCGGCUUCUUCUUCCAGCUCUCCGAGCUCGGAUACUCCGUCCCCCUGUUCGACACCAUCUUCGACCACGUUCUCGAGAUCGAGGAGCCUGGUGCCUUCACCCACACCGGGGAGAUGGACUUCGCCGGCCUGACCCACCACCUCUACAUGCAUGGCAUCUACCAGUACUCUGGCUCCCUGACCACCCCUCCCUGCUCCGAGGACGUCGCCUGGUACCUGAGCACCGAGCCCCUGCCCCUGACCGUCCAGGACUACAACAAGGUCAAGAAGGUGCUCAAGUACAACGCGCGCUACACACAGAACGCCCUGGGCGAGGACAACCUCCUCGAGGUGGCGGCCAAGAGCCUCAACUAG